Messenger RNA from Pyrus x bretschneideri (Chinese white pear), 1192 nucleotides. RefSeq names its product dnaJ homolog subfamily B member 3-like. NCBI's taxonomy places the organism in Eukaryota, Viridiplantae, Streptophyta, Magnoliopsida, Rosales, Rosaceae. The transcript has 6 exons. The record is from RefSeq and is a predicted model, not a curated record. Bases 155 to 799 code for a protein of 214 amino acids.
AGGUUCCGUGUUCCAAAUCACAAAGAUGUAGUACGACAGCGUGCGACAUCUCAAUCUUUGUCUUCGCCUUUGGAAUUCUGGGUCCUAUAAUUUGUAGACAGCAAACAGAGAAACUAAGGUUGUUUUGGAUUUGGAGGAGUUGAAAGAGGAAGAAAUGGCUGAUGGGGAAGAGAAAGGCAGUGACUUCUAUGCAGUUUUAGGGUUGGACAAGGAAUGCACAGACUCGGAGCUCAGAAAUGCCUAUAAGAAACUUGCACUGAGAUGGCACCCGGAUCGCUGUUCUGCCCCCGGAAAUUCUAAGUUCGUGGAAGAAGCCAAAAUAAAAUUCCAAGACAUUCAACAAGCCUAUUCUGUUUUAUCUGACGCGAAUAAGAGGUUUCUUUACGAUGUAGGAGCCUAUGGCAGUGAUGAUGACGAAAACAAUGGGAUGGGUGAGUUUUUGAACGAAAUGGCAAUGAUGAUGAGCCAAACGAAGCCUAAUGAAGAUGGGAAGGAGACGUUUGAAGAAUUGCAGGAUCUUUUUGAUGAAAUGUUUCAAGGGGAUAUUGGGAGUUAUGGGUCUGCUUCUCGGACCCCUAGUUCCUGUUCUACUUCUUCGUAUGCAUCCUAUUGUGAAAGCUCAAGUUCCAAUAACAAGCGUGAUUGCUCUGAAAUGAACUAUGAGAAGGUGACCUUGGAUGAUCCUUCUGGCUUCGACAAUCAUUUUCCGAGUUUUUGUGUAGGGACAGGUGGGAAGCCGUCAAGACAACGGGAAGGCAACGGCAGCAAGAGAAGGGAUUCGCGCAGAAACCACCGGUAAUCGAAGGCAGGGCAGGAAACAAAAGGUCACAUCUGGGCAUGAUGUUUCUUCGAAUGACUACUCUGGCAUAUCGGCUAGAUGAAGUUAUUGAUCCUGUUACUUUAUGGACUUACUGGGAAAUUAGUUUGGCAAAAAUUUUAAAUCACCCUGGAGAGUGCAGAAGCGGUAAUACCUCCAUCAUGAAGAAAAUACUUGUUACUGUUGGGCAGCAUUGUAGGGUUAGCAGAGGGUUGAAUGGGUUAGGAUUUAUGCUUCAUUGUAUGAAAUUCCUGCCAUGCCAUGCUAGUGGUAAUGGCAGAGUCUCAAAGUCUUCAGUUGUAAUGUUAGUUAUCUAUUGAAGUUGUAAUGGAUUCUUAAAAGUGUUUGAUUAGUUAUUUGGCUCUGUAAUUUGUA